Messenger RNA from Trichoderma virens Gv29-8, 2310 nucleotides. RefSeq lists its product as uncharacterized. Lineage: Eukaryota; Fungi; Ascomycota; Sordariomycetes; Hypocreales; Hypocreaceae. Bases 540 to 2156 code for a protein of 538 amino acids. Gene Ontology annotation, molecular function: oxidoreductase activity; copper ion binding. The transcript has a single exon. The record is from RefSeq and is a predicted model, not a curated record.
AUCAACGAGGAGACUCGACUGGUGCUUUUGAUGACGAAGCUCGUCAAGAGCUCGGCGAGCAACGGCCCUUUAUUCGUUCGUCGAGUUUCCGUCCUUCUCGACGUCACAAUGGCCGCGGCUCUCGAUCCCGCUCUCAGCCUCUCUGGAAGCUAGGUCUCUUCUUCUUCAUUGUCACAGUCUCUGUCCUGGCGCUAGCCGCCGUCCCCUUCAGCCUUCAGUCGCUUUCCAGAGAAUCUCCGCCAGAUUCAACACAUGAGGGAGUUGACGACGAUGACCACUCUCCGGGAGAGCAUCCUGCUGAAGAUGAGACUGAUCACCAUGAGGCCGAGUCUGAGCCUGCUGCAGGAGAUGGCGGCGAAAGUAGCUCAGGGCCACUGAUUGUCCACUAUAAAGAAGAGAUACCAAGUAUCCCAAAGCUAAGAGAUGUCUCGGAAUACGUCUUAUCCCCUUCUUGGGACUUUGGCGCUGCUCCUACCACCAGAGAGUAUCAUUGGACAAUUGUAGAUGGACGCCUGAAUCCUGAUGGAGUCUAUCGCCCAAUGAUACUCAUCAACAACCAGUUCCCCGGCCCUCUGGUUGAAUGCAACGAGGGCGACACUAUUCGAGUCAUUGUGGAGAAUAAAGCCAUCAAUGCUACUUCGAUGCACUUUCAUGGUCUCUUCCAAAAUGGCACCAACUCCAUGGAUGGCGCCGUUGGCAUCACGCAAUGUCCUAUUGCCCCCAAUUCAACCUUCACUUAUGAAUUCAAGAUCCAGGAGCAGUCAGGCACGUACUGGUAUCACGCCCACCAUAGUGCCCAAGCAUCUGAUGGUCUCAUUGGGCCAGUUGUGAUUCACUCCAAAGAUGAGCGAACUGCUCUGCAGAAGCUGGAAUACGCUUCGGACAGAAUCAUCAUGGUUCAAGACCAUUACCACAACCUCACUUCGGAGCUCUUGAUGGAUUAUCUGAAGCCUGACAUGGAGAAUAAUGAGCCUGUUCCAGACAACGGUCUCAUUAACGGCCGCGGCGUGCGUGAUUGCAAAGAUUUCAAUGGCUGGGAUUGCGAUACCUCUAAUGUCUCGACCCCAACUCUUGACCUUGCUGCUGGCCAACGCCACCGACUGCGCAUCAUCAAUGUCGGUGCCUUUGCUGAGUUCCAAAUCCAGUUCGAUGAACACCCCUUCUACGUCACUGAGGUCGAUGGCACCGACGUGUUUCCCGAGCCGUUCCAUCGUCUCAACAUCCUCCCAGCCCAGCGGUACAGCGUUAUCCUGGAAACCAAUGUCACCACUACCGAUGCCUUUUGGAUGAGAGCCCGAAUGGUCACUCACUGCUUUACUACUAAGAACUCCCGUCUGCAGCCCGAGAUUCGGGCUGUGAUCCGUUAUGAUUCACCCGAAAGUAAAGCCAUGGACAAGGAGCCUACCAAGGAGCCUACCAGCAAGGACUGGCCUGAAGCCAUCGAGGUUAUAUGUCGCGAUCUCAAUGUCUCUGCCUUGCAUCCAGUCAUUGCCAUGAAUCCGCCGGCGGCAGACAAGUACAUGCGCUUCGACGCAAGUUUCAUGAUCGGUGACUGGCGUCUUGCACGCGGCUUUUUCAACCAAUCGACCUGGCAUCACAACGUCACCCGUCCAUCUCUCCACCGCUUCCUCGACGCAUCUGCCAACGCCACCACUCUCAAGUCACCCAUUGCCGUCAACAACAUGGCUUUCGACUACCAGAAGGAGCUCGUCAUCCAAACACAGGGCAUCCGCACUAUUGACUUUGCCAUCAACAACUUCGAUGACGGCAACCACCCGUUCCAUCUCCACGGGCAUAAAUUCUUCGUCCUCUACCAGGGCCGUGGCGGGUACCCCCCCGCAGCGGAAGACUUCCCGGGUUUCGUCAAGGAACACAAUCUGGACAACAACCCCGUCCGGCGCGACACUGUUACGGUAGAAGGCUACAGCUGGGCAGUUAUCCGCCUUGUGCUUGACAACCCUGGCAUGUGGGCAUUCCACUGCCACAACAUGUGGCAUGCCGAGUCGGGUAUGCUGAUGCAGCUGCUUGUAAGGAGUGACGUGGUCCGAGGAUGGACUGUUAGUGAUCAAGAGAGAGCCAUAUGUGAGCUCGAGGGCGUCGCGACGGGUAUGAGACCAGAUGAUAGCAUCUGGUUCGGCAACUUUGGCGAUAAAUGACGGUCUGUUUAGAGGAGUUUAAAAGAAGGGUCCACGAGGAUAUAAACAAGGCAAUAGAUUACGCCGCGAUGAGAAGCGAUACCAUACACUAAUCACAUAUAUAUAAUGUACCAGAUCUAUUUAUGUAUACCUAGGAAGUCCCAACUUGGGUAUU